UAUGUAUAUUACCCUACCCGUGGCCGAAUACAUGAGUUCAUACCGUCAUUACUUUGUUCGCAUGAGCUUUGGAAGGAAGUUAAAAUGGUGUUGCGCAUUAUUAUUGUGGUGUUAUUUGUAAUGUUCAGAGCUGAUGCUUCCUGUGUUAAUCAAUAUGCUGAGAUCGGGGAUCAUAAUGUGCAGCUGGUGUUUAGUUUCACUUGGAAUACUAGAGAACUAAGAAAAGUAGUGCGUUACAAAGGACAAAUAUUACUCGGAGAGUGCAUACGGGUGUUUGUUGCCGAAUGUUCAGUCCCUGCAACAACGGUUAGGGUCUACACAAUUUCUUCAAGUGACGCCCUCACGUCUAUGUACAUCACAAUUGAUUUUUUUAAUGACACAACUGCAGGAGAAUAUUACUGUUCGACAGAUGACCGCAUUCAACAUCAGGCGAUAUGCAUUUACAGCAAAGUAAAUCUUACUUCAUUAACUCUGCUUCCGAAUACCAACAUAUCAUACCCAGUACACAAUGAUCAAUCAACGUUCACGUGCAUCACAUCACCAAGUAGACCUGUCUCAAGGAUUCAUUGGUUUGUAGAAGGUCGGAACAUUACUGACAUGGCCAGCUAUGCUUACAGCUCUGAUAUUGCAACAAGCAAUCUUAGAUAUACGCCUCAAUCAUAUAACAAUAAGAAUUUAAUCUGUACAGCAAACUACAUGUUUAAAUCAACGAACAUAACAUUGCAAAGAGGAACGAGGAUUAUCGUGCAAUAUCCAGUAUCGACACCUUCAAUUACAAUUAACAGCACAGUCGUUACGGAAACUGCAACUGUCCAUAAAGACAUCCCCGUGGAGUUGCAGUGUUCUGCAUCCGGAUUUCCGCCUCCAACUUACCACUGGUUCUAUCCAGGAGGUUUUUCUUUUGGAGACACUGUUAUACUAAAGUUCAACAGAACGUUCAGAGAUGAGAACAUUUCUUGUGAGGCCACAAACUCAUAUUAUUCACUGAAUGGAACAAUAACUUCAUUUUCCACAACGUCGGUCACUUCGAUCAAAAUUAAAGUUACAACAAGACCAGAUAUUCCAAAAUACUUCUGUAUCCUAUCCAUCACGGAGUCAGCGAUGAAUCUUCGAUGGGAACCGGGUUUUGAUGGAGGUGACGAACAGCAUUUUGUUAUUAGGUUUCGGAAGAUACAUGCUACAGAAUGGACGAAUAUUCGUGCACAACUCAUAAAUACAUACCUAUUAGAAGGCUUGGUACCAGGAACGGGUUAUGAGCUUAAGUUGCUGGCAAAUAAUGUUGUUGGUUCAUCGACAGAGACAGAUACACUUACGUCUAGUACACUUAAUUCGAACAUAACAAGAUUAGAUACACAUGAAGAUGCUAACCAAGCAGCACAGCAUUUCAAUUCUUGCACGACACCAUUAAUAGGUGGUGUGGCACUGGCUUGUGUCAUUGGUGGAGGAAUUAUCGCACUAAUUUUGGAGAGACUGAUUUGGAAACUUCGUAAGAAACCGUUGAAUACUGGAAAGCGAUGCACAUCAACUGGACCCUACGAUAACUUACAAAUACCAAGUCUGGGCCUAACAACAAUCAUGCAUUCGGAUAGGAGCUAUGAACGUUGCGUUGUUGAUUCUGCACAACAAUUCCAGUACCAAAGUCUCUCUGAUGAAAGAAACUUCCAAGAAUACCUCGAAACUCCGGUAUCAACCACAGCUGUACAAAAACAACCCAAACCGAAUAUCUGUACAUCAGAAACUGUACAAGCGACAGCCGACAGAAGCGACAUAACGUAUACAAAUAUGAUAUAGUAUGAAAAUUAAAUACAAAUGCAACAGUUCGUGUACAUGUAUAUCAACCACUUAAAUCAUAUGUUCUGUGUGAAUUAUAUUGAAAAAAAAAUCUGCAAAAAACUGCAUUUGUAUAUAAAGUAAGUCAUCAGCGUUACACAAUAUCUGAUAAUUAAAGAAACUUUAAAAAAAAUCAUUAUCGGGUCUAUAAAUGUAUGAAGAAAUAUACAUUUGUUAUUUCUAGAACUGAUUAAGAUAUUUCAUUUAACAUUUUGAUAUAACUUAACACGGUCAAAAUUAUAAUGUAAGGAAAUAUAUGAAUGUGUCUUCAAAUUUGGAUACAUUAUAUGUAUUAAUGGCCGUUAUUUUCAUAACUGUGGUGUAUAAAUGAUUUCGAAAGGCGCACUUUUAGUCUCGUGACUCAUACUUACAUCCGCUUCCGAUCACAUUCUACCUGGUCCUAUUUUGUAAUGCCUCAAAUAAAUAUGACUGUUGUGUUUCACCUUUGAAGAGGUGGGAUAUAGUGCUUUGUAUAUAUGUCCUUGAGUCGAACAGUCGUCGGUCCACCGGUUGGUUUGACAAUGUUGUUUCCGCACGAUAUCUAACGAACACUUUGACUUUAUAAUAAUUAAGGAGUUAUACUGCUAACUUUCGAGGAAAGACAGAAGUCUAAUGAUUUUGACGUUAACAGAUCAAAAGGCCGAUGCUGUGUACAUGUAUAUACAAAAUUGACUGUUAUGUCUAGUUUUUACGAAAGCAUGAAACAAAACAUGGGAUUACUCUUAUAUGUCGGAAACAGAUAAUCAGUGCCGAAAAGCACUACAAAUGCGCCCAUUCAUUCGCACUUACUAUAUAUUGUCGUUAAAUGCACCAAGUAUUUGUGUUUUUGUAAAGCCAGUGCCGAACUAAGGUACGCCCCGAAUGUCUGUUAACCGAUGAAAAGCUUGUAUUUCAUUUAAAUAAUGUAGGUUAUAACAAUGUGAUGUAAUAUUUUCGUGGCAUUUAGUACCUUACUGAUAAUAUUACGAAUGUUAUUAAAGAUGUUGGAGUAUUAUAGUAUGUUGUGGGUUUAUGCUGUUAACCUGUUUGUUUAUAAUUAUAUGUUAUGCGGUUGUAUGUAUCAUAUGCAUUAUGAUCAUAAAAUGUUGACGAA
Messenger RNA from Dreissena polymorpha, 2923 nucleotides. RefSeq lists its product as uncharacterized. The transcript has 9 exons. Bases 85 to 1791 code for a protein of 568 amino acids. Gene Ontology annotation, biological process: cell-cell adhesion. Gene Ontology annotation, molecular function: cell adhesion molecule binding. Gene Ontology annotation, cellular component: cell-cell junction. The record is from RefSeq and is a predicted model, not a curated record. NCBI's taxonomy places the organism in Eukaryota, Metazoa, Mollusca, Bivalvia, Myida, Dreissenidae.